Messenger RNA from Limulus polyphemus (Atlantic horseshoe crab), 2736 nucleotides. RefSeq names its product zinc finger protein 345-like. NCBI's taxonomy places the organism in Eukaryota, Metazoa, Arthropoda, Merostomata, Xiphosura, Limulidae. Gene Ontology annotation, biological process: regulation of transcription by RNA polymerase II. Bases 1302 to 2609 code for a protein of 435 amino acids. Gene Ontology annotation, molecular function: DNA-binding transcription factor activity, RNA polymerase II-specific; RNA polymerase II cis-regulatory region sequence-specific DNA binding. The transcript is spliced from 3 exons. The record is from RefSeq and is a predicted model, not a curated record.
GACAGGUUACUUUGUAAAGGCCAAUUUUAUAUUCUUGGAUAUGGUACAUAAGUGCACGUACACCGCGUAAUUAAAACUUCUGUAAUAUUAGUUAGGCACAGUUGAAAGCUCAAUAUAAUAAUAAUAAUAAUAUAUAAUGCAUAAUGUUACGAGAUUUAAGCAAUUUAGGCUAAACGUUUGUGUUUUCAUGUUAUAAUUUGUAGUCAUUCUAGAACAAGAAAAGCAUAAUUUAUAUAUAAUUUCGUGAUUUUUUAUGGUCUCACAAAAUGCCAAACCUUGCAAGUAGUGUCAUAAGCCUUGUCAAGAUCAAAGAAGAUAGAAACGAGAUAAUCUCUCUUAAGGAAUGCUUCUGUGAUCGAGGUUUCGAGACAAAUCAGGUGGUCCUCAGCGGAGCUUUGUCAGUGACAACCACACUGAGUGGCUGAGAAGAUGUUGUUCGACUCAACCAAACAAGAUAAAUAUUAACCAUCCUCUUCAAAACCUCACAGAGAUAGUUGUCAAAGAAGGAAUGUUGGGAUCCUUUCCAGGCUUCAAAAAAAAGGGAGAACAAUAGCUUUACACCAUGCAUCUGGAAAAUAUUCUCCUGUCAAAUCUGGUUUAAAACAACCAGAAGAAGAGCAAAAGAGGCAGGAUAGAGACCGUGUAGGAUCUCGUAGGGAACAUCAUCAGGUCCAACUGGUGUACUUCUUGACCAAUGAAGAGCAACCUUAAGUUCCAUUAAUGUAAAUGGGCAGUUACAAUCCUAGGGAUGAUCUACUCUAAAGGAAAGUAGCAAUUUCUCAGUACAUGAGUGGAUUCUCAAAAAGGCAAAGGAAUUAACAGAAGUGCUGGAAAGGUAGGAAUCCCGGAGAGCAUCAGCAAUACAUUGUGAAGAAUUUGAUGUAAUAUGGGGAGUAACUGCAAGUGGUAUUUCUACAAUAUCCUUUGAUUUCAGGAGGAGUUCACUAUGGUCGGUACCGGUACUCAGCGUCGAGUACAGUUAUUGGGUCAUCACUACUGGCUGUACUGGUAUUGGUUUAUAGCACAUCAUAUCUUGAGAAUAAUAUCUGUUAUCACGUGUACCAUCUUCAGGGUUUUGACCGAACUCCUCCUCAGAUAUAAAGACCAGUGUGAACAUCUGUGGAAGUCAGUUUCCUGGUUACGUUAUAAAACAAGAAGAUCACUCUACAGAAGAUGUAAAAUUCUUGAACAACAAUAUUAGUGGAGAAACAAGAUUAAGUGAAAAGGGUCAAUUAAAAAUACAUGAAAGAAUACACACUGGUGAGAAGCCUUAUAGUUGUGUAGUGUGUGCUAAACAAUUUAUGUCAAGCUAUAACUUAAGAAUACAUCAAAGAAUAUAUUCUGGAAAGAAACCAUAUCAUUGUACAGUUUGUGGAAAACAGUUUGAUAGAAAUAGUUACUUAAAAGAACAUCAAAGAAGACACACUGGGGAGAAACCUUACAGUUGUACAGUGUGUGGAAAACAGUUUGGAACAAAAGAUAAUUUAAAAAAACAUCAAAGAAUACAUACUGGUGAGAAACCUUACAGUUGUGGAGUUUGUGGAAAACACUUCAGAACAAAUAAUAAAUUAAAAGAACAUCAAACAAUACAUACUGGUGAGAAACGUUACAGUUGUACAGUUUGUGGAAAACAGUUUGGAACAAGGAGUAACUUUAAAAAACAUCAAAGAAUACACAGUGGGGAGAAACCUUACGUUUGUACAGUUUGUGGAAAACAGUUUGGUACAAAGACUGACUUAAAAACACAUCAAAGAAGACAUACUAGAGAGAAGCCUCAUAGUUGUGCAGUGUGUGAAAAACAAUUUGUAACAAACAAUGCAUUAAAAAGACAUCAAAGGAUACACACUGGUGAGAAACCUUACAGUUGUACAGUUUGUGGAAAACACUUUGGAACAAAUGGUCAUUUAAAAAGACAUCAAGCAAUACACACUGGAGAGAAACCUUACAGUUGUGCAGUUUGUGAAAAACAGUUUGUAACAAACAGUGAAUUAAAAAUACAUGAAAGAAUACACACUGGGGAAAAACCUUACAGUUGUGUAGUGUGUGGAAAACUGUUUGGAACAAACAGUAUAUUAAAAACACAUCAAAGAAUGCACACUGGGGAAAAACCUUACAGUUGUGUAGUGUGUGCUAAACAAUUUAUGUCAAGCUAUUACUUAAAAACACAUCAAAGAAGACACACUGGGGAAAAACCUUACAGUUGUGGAAUUUGUGGAAAACAGUUUGGAACAAACAAUGAAUUAAAAAACCAUCAAAGAAUACAUACUGGUGAAAAACCUUACAGUUGUACAGUGUGUGGAAAACAGUUUGGAACAAAUGAUAAUUUAAAAAAACAUCAAAGAAUACACACUGGUGAGAAACCUUAUAGUUGUACAGAUUGUGAAAAACAGUUUGGAACAAAAGGUGCAUUAAAAAUACAUCAAAUAAUACACACUGGGGAAAAACCUUAUAGUUGUGCAGUUUGUGAAAAACAGUUUGGAACAAAUGGUGGCUUAAAAAGACAUCAAAGAACACACACUGGGGAAAAACCUUACAGGUGUGUAGUGUGUGCUAAACAAUUUAUAUCAAGCUGUAACUUAAAAUCACAUCAAAGAAUACACACUGGUUAGAAACCUUAUAGUUGUACAGUUUGUGGAAAACAGUUUAUAGCAAAAGGUAACUUAAAAACACAUCAAAUAAUACAUAUUGGGUAAAAACCUUACACUUGUACAGUGACUUGACAAAACUUUUUUACAA